Messenger RNA from Gigantopelta aegis, 1437 nucleotides. RefSeq lists its product as uncharacterized. NCBI's taxonomy places the organism in Eukaryota, Metazoa, Mollusca, Gastropoda, Neomphalida, Peltospiridae. The transcript is spliced from 8 exons. The record is from RefSeq and is a predicted model, not a curated record.
AUGCCUUGGUGUUUCUUGAUAAAGGUGUUUCAGAGAAGAAUGGACGGAUCUGAAGAUUUCUACAGAACUUGGAACGAAUACAGAGACGGGUUUGGUGACGUAGACCGAGAAUUCUGGCUAGAAAGGAUCAUUUUACAGAAACAGGGAUACAAUACCAGCGGUGAGAUAAAGAUUCCAGAAGUAGUUAGUAGUGGACUAAGGAGCAGUAAUAGCAACAGUAGCAGUAAUACUUGUAGUAGUAGUAGUAGUAGUAGUAGUAGUAGUAGUAGUAGUAGUAGUAGUAGUAGUAGUAAUGGUAAUAGUUGUAGUAAUAGUAGCAGCUGUAGUUGUACUGGAUGAAGAAGCAGCAAUAGCACUAGUAAACGUAGUAUUAAUAGUAGUAGCAGCAGUAGUAGUAGUGGUAGUAGUUUUAGCAGAAGCAACAGCAGCAGCAGCAGUAGUAAUAGCAGUAGCAGCAGCAGUAGUAGUAGUGACAGUAAUAGUAAUGGUAAUGGUCGUAGUGAUGGUGGUAGUAGUAGCAGUAGUGGCAGUAGCUGUAACAGUAGCAGUAGCAGCAGUAGAAGUAGUCGUAGUAGUAGUAGUAGUGGUAGUAAUGGUAAUAGUAGUAGUGGUGGUAGUAGUAAUAGCAGUAGCAGUAGAAGUAAUAGUAGUAGUAGUAGUAGCAGCAGUAGCUGUAACAGUAGCAGUAGCAGCAGUAGAAGUAGUCGUAGUAGUAGUAGUGGUAGUAAUAGUAAUGGUAAUAGUAGUAGUGGUGGUAGUAGUAAUAGCAGUAGCAGUAGAAGUACGCUAGCUGGAGUCUGUGGAACUAAUGAAGCAUCCCUUGACAGGAGAGGAGCUGACGCCAGGACGUGUAUACCACGUGAUCGUGACGUCACAACAUCAUCUAGAAACAGGCCACAAGGUCCAUCUCCUAACGUGACACACAACUGUGAUGACGUCAUGACAAGCCACACAUGUAAUGGCGUGUACACACUAACAGGACUUGAAGUUUACAACUUGUCCGUCUUUUGUGACAUGAGAACUUUUGAUGGUGGUUGGCUGGUGUUUCAAAGAAGAAUGGACGGAUCUGAAGAUUUCUACAGAACUUGGAACGAAUACAGAGACGGGUUUGGUGACGUAGACCGAGAAUUCUGGCUUGGAAACGAGAUAAUCCACCAGAUCACGAGUCGAGCUGUUUACGAAAUGCGGAUUGAUUUGGAGGAUUUUGAAGGCAACACGCGCUAUGCGAUGUACUCUCCGUUUUCAUUGGCUAGCGAGGCGGAGAACUACACUCUUCACAUUGGCUCGUACAGUGGAGAUGCAGACUGCCUCUGCACGGUUAGUUGGAAGCAGCUGGUAAAACUCGUGCUUUCGAAUGGCGAAGAGCUGCUUGUCAUCCUCUUUGUUGCUCUUGACAAGCCGUUGAUGGCCCUGAUGAAGUUUACUAGCCUGGAGUGA